Molecule: messenger RNA, 6007 nt
Organism: Phycodurus eques (leafy seadragon)
Lineage: Eukaryota; Metazoa; Chordata; Actinopteri; Syngnathiformes; Syngnathidae
Gene: lpar1
Product: lysophosphatidic acid receptor 1
Exons: 3
Coding region: 406-1461 (351 amino acids)
Biological process (GO): phospholipase C-activating G protein-coupled receptor signaling pathway; neurogenesis
Cellular component (GO): membrane
Molecular function (GO): lysophosphatidic acid receptor activity
Source: RefSeq, a predicted model, not a curated record
GUACGCACCAGGGAGCGAGGACGAGGAAGGGAGGGAUGGAGGGAGAGAAAGAGGGACAGAGCGAGAGAGGGACAGAGGGAGCGAGAGAGAGAGCGGGGCGCCAGGCACCAGGAGAAGAGCAUCAAGCGACUUCAAUGUGGGAAGCAGAACUGCAACUUUCCACAGGAAAAACAAGUGUUGCGUGUUUAUUUGGACGUACAAUGCGACUCCCUGGCUUGAUGCUGGAUUUUGACUCGUCACCACUUUGACAGGAGUGUAGCUCGACUUUGUAUCGUCUGUGGGAGGAAUUUCAGGUUUUCCCGAAUCAAACAUUUUGGUCUGGAUCUCUAGGAGCCACUCGGGGAGUAAACUGAACGUUCUACCUCCUGCUCUCAUUGGGAAAAUACAUUAAACUUCACAACCAUCAUGGAUGAGGAGCAGUGCUACUAUAAUGAGACCAUUGCCUUCUUCUACAACCGCAGUGGCAAGUACCUAGCUACUGACUGGAACACGGUGAGUCGCUUGGUGAUGGGCCUGGGCAUCACAGUCUGCAUUUUCAUCAUGCUCGCCAACCUCCUGGUGAUGAUUGCCAUCUAUGUCAACCGGAGAUUCCACUUCCCCAUCUACUACCUGAUGGCUAACUUGGCAGCUGCAGACUUCUUUGCUGGUCUGGCCUAUUUCUACUUGAUGUUCAACACGGGACCAAACACAAGGCGUCUGACUGUUUCAACAUGGCUGCUCCGCCAAGGUUUGAUCGACACCAGCCUGACAGCCUCUGUGGCAAACCUCCUGGCUAUCGCCAUCGAACGCCACAUCACAGUGUUCCGCAUGCAGCUGCACACACGCAUGAGCAACCGCCGUGUGGUGGUGGUAAUCGUCAUAAUCUGGACCAUGUCCAUCAUCAUGGGAGCCAUUCCAAGUGUGGGCUGGAAUUGUAUCUGUAGUAUUAAAUCAUGCUCCAAUAUGGCACCACUUUAUAGCAACUCCUACCUGGUCUUCUGGGCUGUUUUUAACCUGGUGACAUUUGUUGUCAUGGUGACGCUGUAUGCCCACAUCUUUGUCUAUGUGCGCCAAAGGACAAUGAGGAUGUCACGUCACAGCUCUGGACCACGACGUAACAAAGACACGAUGAUGUCACUGCUGAAAACUGUGGUGAUUGUGUUGGGUGCAUUCAUAAUCUGCUGGACCCCAGGUCUUGUCAUCCUUCUUCUUGACGUCUUUUGUGCCAGCUGCAACGUCCUCACCUAUGAAAAGUUCUUCCUGCUUCUCGCCGAGUUUAACUCUGCCAUGAACCCCAUCAUCUACUCCUACCGUGAUAAAGAGAUGAGUGCCACCUUCAGGCAGAUCCUGUGCUGCCAGCGGCAGGAGAACAUCAACGGGACGACAGCGGAGGGGUCUGACCGAUCGGCGUCGUCCAUUAACCACACGGUGCUCAGCGGUGGCAUGCAUCACCAUCACAACAACGAACACUCUGUGGUAUAAAGGGUCAAGGUGAAUGGCUGAACUCCGAGUGAGAGAUAAUAACUGGGAGAAGGUGAGACGCUGCAUGAGAAGGUCAUGCUACUCUGAACGUGAUGUGAAGACAUGAUCUCAUGUAUGGGAUUGCGGAAGGAAGAUGUACACUUUAGUUUUGGAUCACAGAAGAACUCUAAUUAUGAAGGAUGAGGAGUGAUCAGACAUCGUUAAUGACUAUGAAAUGCUGUUAGUAUUGUCGUUUAUGACAUAUUUUCUAUUUGUGUUAAAUGUGUUACUCCGGGCAAGGCUAAACCAAACUAUUUUGUCUGUGAAAUUGCAAUAGUGCCAGUAUAACAUACACCCUCUCUCCAGUGUGCUGUAACUGUUACUAUAUACUCCAGUUACUUCCACCAAGCACAAAUGCAUGAAAUACAUGAAAUACAUUGUUUUGUUUGUGUUUGUUGAUAAUUAGUUAGUUAGCAGGAUCAUGCAAAAACCACACAAACGAUUUCUUGAGAAACAUUUUGGUGGGGGUGUAAAAUCACAUUUUGUGAGGAUUUGGGCUCUACCACCAGUUUAGCACCAGUCAAUUAAAAUCCAUCCGUUUGUUAAGUCUGACAUGAAGCAGAAAGUAGCCAGAUAACUGAUAAAAAGACAGAUAAACUCAAGAAAGGCGGUCCACUUUUUUACUUUUGUUAACAGUUCAACUUUGGCAAAGGUCUGUGCUUCACUGAGUGCCAUUCUAGUUACAAAUUUGGUUUUGUCCAUUGCGACCAAAGGGGUUCAUUUACAUCAUUCGUUUGUGAAGCUAUAGCUCAACGAAACAAUAACUGAAUAUUAUAGUGCUUCGAUUUGAUGACUCAUCUUUUGGAUCAUAAUCAGGCUUUUGUCUGAUUUUGAUGUUCAUCGCCUAGUAGACCUUAAUUGACACAUAAUGGAAAAUAGUUAACUCAUUCACUGCCAUUGAGGGCUGUUGAAUUCAAAUGUCCAUGUUAACAUGGAGGACUGGCAGUGAUUAAUAGCUAAUCUUAUGUAACAAUAACUUCAAUCAAAAUUUGGGAGCACAAACUUGGUGAUAACGGAAUUGAUCAGAUGCAAAUUCUUUAAUGCUGCAUUUGAAACAUGUUUUGAACACCACGAAGCAUCCAAAAAUGAUCCACUGAACAGCUUCAGGCUGUCAUCCUACGUAAAAACAUGAGAGUCAAAUAGCUGCAAGAAAUCCCAACUUGUUUAUUUACCAUCUAAGGCAUUAAAGACAACUUGUUCUCGGGAUUUUACCAAAGAAGGGGAGGAGGAUGUUUGCAGUUUACCGCAUGCAGGCGCAGACCCACUGUAUUAUGCAGAGAGAAGGUGAAGGUUGUCUUAUUGGUGGUUGUGAGUGUUAGCAGACAGCAGAUCAUGACAUGAAAUGUGAUGACUUGUGUGCCUCUUCUUGUUUUAUCGUUUGUUUUUGUGUCCAUGAAUCAGAAGAGGCCUAAGGUCAUAUUUGUGCAAAAAAAUAAAAGUAAAAGUCAGUGAGAUGACUAGUGAUUCCUCUCAAAUUGUCAAGCAUGAAGAGGAUUCUAUGGCGGCCUUAAGUGUGAAAUUCAGAGAAUCUGUGGUCCCAUAGUUCGUCUGCUCUGUUGUUUAAUUUCCAUUUUAAUGAAAUCCUUUUAUUUGGGGAAAAGGUCACUCUUAUGAGAUCACAGCUUGGCUUUAGAAAACACCAGAGCUGAGCAGUGCUAACGUGUCCUUUUGACCUGAGAUUGAAUGUUACACACCAGUAUUGUCAAAGGAAAGUUGAAGUUUUAUGUACAUAGAUGAAUUUUUACUAUAUGAAAUGUUUGAAGUGAAGGUGAGGUUGAUCUUUAUUGUUCCAUUUUAAUCAAAUGUUUACUAUACCGUAGCAUUUCUACAGUCACUGACAACUAAAACACGAAUCACGUACAGAUUAUGAAAAGUACAGUUUAGUUCCCGGGCUUGCCUUUCCAUGACAGUGUGCGUGCAUGAUGGUAAUAGCCGCGUGAAUUUAAGGAAAUAGUGUGAGAUCAUAUCAUAUCAGCUUUAUGUUUUCUACAUGUUCAGUUAAUUCAGGAGCACAUUUCUCUGUUGACCAAUCAACGGCAUAUUUUAGAGACCCCUUCCACAAGCAUACCGAAAUACCCUAUUGAAGGAGUACUGUUUAGUAAGAUGAUUCCGGUGGGAUAUUUUAGGACCUUAAACCAUGGAAAAACAAUUAAAUUGAUAAUGUACCAAAGUGAAUUGUACUGCUUGAAUGUAUUUGGAAACUUUAACAAAAGUACAUUGUUAUUAUGGUUCUACUUGAUUAUUCACUGCAUGGAUCAUUGCAUGUGUGUAACUGUACUGUACUAGAAAUGUGCAUACCAGUAUGCACAAUCACCACAUUGUCCCAUUCAGCUUCUAAAUUUUGCAGUGAAGUAGUUAAGGGUAUAUUAUUUUCAUAAUGUUCAUCAAGCCACCCCAAAAUAGGCACAUUUUCUACAAAUGUUAAUGUGCUUUUAUAUGAACUCCUACUAAAUUAUUGUGAGGGAUGCAAGCCAGAGUUGAGUUUCUCAUAUAUGCAGGGUUUAGAAACAACAGGGUUAUCUUACGUCCACACACACCCUCAAUGUCUUAUGCCAGCCUCAAGUUGGACGACGCUGAUGCGUCAGUGUGCAUUGUGAAAACAUGUUGCUUGUUGUUUUAGCCUUACUUAAUUUCAAAUAUGAAAAUAUAUGAGAAAAAAAGAAUUAAAGAUUUCCAUAUUAUUUCAGAUGCAUGGGUAAAAAGCCGCUAGUAAGUACAAUUUGUUCACCAGAGUAACCCUAUUUAGAAGAUAACAGAAGUUACGGUCUGUAUAGAAAGAUUACACUGUUCUCUUUUUUAGCAUUCGCCUGAGUCAGAUUAUCGCUUUCGUACACAUGGCUUUAAGCAACUUCACUGACAGCUGUUUGAAGGAUUAUUAUUAUUGUUUAGAAGGCUUUAUGUCAUCUGGCUGUCGCUACACUGUAAAAAUUAGGAAACAUCCCAACAAAAUUUUCAUUAAAUCUUGCUCAGCCUGUUAAGAAAUGUGGGUAAGAGUGCCCCAUUUAAUAUUAUGGUUUACUUAGCUCUAAAUGAUUGCAGUUUGUCUGAAGACUACAUGGCUGACACUAAAUUGUCAGCAGCCUCCCAUUACCCCCCUUUUCCAGCUCUUAUAAUUGGCUGAAGUACCUUUCCUAGAAGUGGCUUGCAUGGAAACAAGUCAGCAGGAGUGGAGUUGUUGACUGUAGUGUUUUGUUUUAUUUUUUUAAGGACUAAGGUCAAUGUCAAAUUUGUAGUUGCACACAGUUUCAAAGUAAAUUGCAUUGUCAAAUAUAUUUAUUCAUGCCAUUUUUGCAUUCCAUCUAUAUUGUGCAACUGCAGUCAUAUACGUAAUGUAUACAGCAUAUGGCAAGGAAUGAAGGUUUUUGGUGUGUGUUUGGAUAAAUGUUGCUGAGAGGGACCACUGUUUGAAUCCUGUUUCUGGGUCCAAGUCAAGAUAAUUUCUACAGUACUGCAGUACAAACAUUUUAUUUCUUUUUACCGUGUUGAGUCUUGUGUUAAAACACUCCUUGUUAUUGUAACUUGACAACAAAUGUCACCCCACCUUCAAGGAUUGUAAGUACUCUACGAUAUCACUGUACUCAUUUCAAAUGCUUGGGGUUUUACAGGCACAUCAACUUUGUAAGACAUCCCCAUGGUUUCCAUACAAUAUUAAAUUGCAUUUAUUAUAUGUCGUAUACGCCGGACCUCUAACUGCGGGGUAUUGAUUUAAAAAGCCACUGACCAAGCUUCAAUACAUACUGCACCGUAGUGUUGGAGCAGUUCAUUGUUUCACUGAUCUGACUUGUGACUGGACCCGACUCAAUUUUUUUUUUCCAUUUCUGAGCAAAAUGUAUCAAUUUUGGUUAUAUAGUAAACCAACUACAUGUGUUAGAGUUCAGUGAGUCAGUGUGUGAAUACAAGCGUAAGUAUAUAUGUACAGCAUGUAUAUAUAAAAUGUAUUAUUCAAAUUAAAUCACCAAAGGGAAUGUGCUUUUACGUGUACAUUAUAACUGCUAUAUGCCGUCCAAAAGCACUGUAGGAGUUUUUGUGCCUUGAUGUCUAUUGUAAUUAAUUUCCUGUAGACACUAUUGAAGUUACAUUGCUUAUUUUAUCUGUGCCUUCUACAGCUCUCCUUUAAGCUAGCCUUAGAAUUGCUUUAGUACAACCACAGAUAAUAAAUUAGAAUAAUUGAGAGUUUGAGUAUUUCAAUUGCGACAGCCAAUGCAAAAUUGAGAAGCACCUUUAUGAUCAUAUUUGUUCACAUCCUGGUUACUGUUCACUGAACUGCACACUUGGACUUUGCAAAGGUGCACUGUACUUUUUGUUUACCCCAAAAAUGAUUUUACUGUCUGUUCCAAUGUCAAAUGAAUUACAAAAUGUCUCUCAACUUAACAAGCCAUACAGUAUAAUAGUCUACAUAAUAACAUGGAAAAAAUUAAAUACUACAUACAGUACACUUCCCUAUAGGUUCUAAUACAAGUGAAUGUCAAGUGGCGUCAUCCCAACCAAAAUAAAACGAGAAAACAGA